Molecule: messenger RNA, 495 nt
Organism: Myotis lucifugus (little brown bat)
Lineage: Eukaryota; Metazoa; Chordata; Mammalia; Chiroptera; Vespertilionidae
Product: GPI inositol-deacylase-like
Exons: 7
Biological process (GO): endoplasmic reticulum to Golgi vesicle-mediated transport; GPI anchor metabolic process
Cellular component (GO): endoplasmic reticulum
Molecular function (GO): phosphatidylinositol deacylase activity
Source: RefSeq, a predicted model, not a curated record
UCUCUGACGUUAAGACUUCAAGACUAUCCGUCUUUGUCACAUCUUGUUGUUUAUGUACCAUCUAUCCAUGGAAGUAAGUUUGUUGUAGAUUGUGAAUUCUUUAAAAGAGAGACAAGGUCCAUACAGCUUCCUGUAACUCAUCUUUUUUCCUUUGGAUUGUCUUCAAGGAAAGUGAAAUUAAACACAAGCGGCCUGUUCUAUAACAUAGAGCUUCUGAACUUCGGACAGAUAUACCAAGCUUUUCAAGUCAACAUAGACAGCAAGUGCUCAGGAGUCAAAGAAGAAAUAACUAGUAUCUAUAAACUUCACAUUCCCUGGUCUUAUGAAGAUUCGCUAACCAUUGCACAGGUCCCAUCUUCAACAGAAAUUUCUCUGAAACUCCAUGUUGCCCAGCCAGACAAUGACAGCCACGUCGCGUUAUUAAAAAUGUACACGUCUUCCGACUGUCAGUAUGAGGUGACGAUUAAGACUUCCUUUCCGCAAAUACUUGGACAG